AUGAUGUGUGUACAGCUAUCGAGGCCCUCGUUGCUGAGUUUGGUUGCAGCCGGUCUCCUGACCCCUUCCAGAGGCAUCGCUGUCGGCAACUGCGGGGACCACCGACACCACCACCACCACCACGAGCGGCGGCACCGGCGGCGGCGCUUGGCCCCCGGCGGCGGAAGCUGGAGCGGCGGUACGCACGGCCUGCGGCUUCUGUCUUCUCCUUCGUCUGGCGCGCACGAGGGGGAGACGGGGCGAAGAAGCAGCGGGAGUAAUGAGCAGCAGGAGCGACAUCAGGGUGGCGGACGUAGCGGUGAUGGUGGUACGCGCAGGACACAUGACACGGGACGACCGUCUUCGUCGCUUCCCGCUCGGCAGCGGGAGGCGCGAACGCGUCGGCACAGGGGAAGGCAAGGCGGCGGCUGGGGCGGUGACGGAGACCGACAGGAGGACUGGGGCGGCGACUCGGGCAGGAGCCUGGUUGAGGAGGAGAGGGAAGCGCAGGAGGUGCAGGGCGCCGUGGCGUUGGCGGCGGCGAAGCGAGGCCCCGGGGAGCGGGGACGGCUGGUGGCGAGCGAGUCGCCGGUCGAGGAGUUCGUCAUCAGGGGGAGGCGUGUUUUGGUCAAGAGGGACGACAAGAUGCGGCUGGCCGAGAGCGGCCUGUCCGGGAACAAGGCGCGCAAGCUCUACGCGCUCAACAAGACUCCGGCAUCUUCCUUUCCGGAGAGCAACGCCAUGGUGGCGAUUGCGGCGGUGGUUGCCAGCAAGCCCGGGUCAUCCUUCAUCUACUACACCAAGCCGGUGCCCAAGUGGCUGAGGAGGAACCCCGUCGGGAACUUCGCGAGAACAAUAGCUCUCGGGGCGGAGAUUAUGGAAGUGCACACCGAAGACUACAAGAGAAUAUUCGGCGGCGCGGACGGGCCAGGAGCGUCGUACUCGGACGUUGUGCCGGAGGAGGCGUUGUUCUUGCCUCAGGGGGGCGCCGACGCGGCGGCGGAAGAGUAA
Messenger RNA from Ectocarpus siliculosus, 990 nucleotides. The record is from the annotation of a GenBank genome assembly. NCBI's taxonomy places the organism in Eukaryota, Phaeophyceae, Ectocarpales, Ectocarpaceae.